GGGCCACCCAAACUGUCUGAGCUGGGCCCUGAGGUCCAAGUACACACAGUUAAGCAGGUGAUUGCUCAUGAACUCUACACCAACAUCUCAGAGGGGAACGACAUCGCCUUGCUGGAACUGGACCAGCCUGUCCAGUGCAGCGACUAUGUUCAGCUUGCCUGUGUGUCCAGCGCCUCACUGGCAGUGUCCCAGCUGACAGACUGCUACAUCAGCAGCUGGGGUUUGAUGGAUGCAAGAUUUGGAAAAGUAGCUGCUAGCGUGCAGGAGGCCAGGGUCUAUCUCACUGAUAUCAACACCUGUAACAGCAGCCGGUGCUAUCCAGGGGACAUCUUUAGCCACAACUUAUGCUCCGGGUACCUGCAGGGUGGCAGUGACUCGUGCCAGGUAGGGGCGUGCAACAGGUCAACCCCCCAGCAGCACAGGCAGCCCAGAGCCCGGCACAUGCUUUGCCUGGCAAGUCACCUCCCACCCCAGCGUCCCCAGCGCUGCUGGGGCUUCCCUCCCCUCUCCCAUCUGCAGCUGCUUGCCCAGUGCCCCUCUCAUCCCAGGUUACUCUGCUCAGGAAGCCCAUCCAGUGCUCCUGGCAGCCCAGAGCUCCAGUUCCCAAUCCUGGAACAUCCGUCUUCCACACACCCAGGAUACCUGCGCAGAGAUGAGGGAGAGCCCAACCUCACAGCCCCGCAGUCCCCUCCAGACAAGGCUCCGUAGGCUCUGGCACCUGAGCAGAGCCUCUGUGCAGUGAAUGCAGCUCUGGCAGCUCUUGAGAGAAGGAGCCAGCCGUAGUGCUGCCAGUGGCCACCAACAACACCC
Neopsephotus bourkii (Bourke's parrot) is the source of this 810-nucleotide messenger RNA. RefSeq names its product acrosin-like. Gene Ontology annotation, molecular function: serine-type endopeptidase activity. Gene Ontology annotation, biological process: acrosome reaction; proteolysis. The record is from RefSeq and is a predicted model, not a curated record. NCBI's taxonomy places the organism in Eukaryota, Metazoa, Chordata, Aves, Psittaciformes, Psittacidae. The annotation marks the transcript as partial. The transcript has 2 exons.